AAAGAGUUAGAGAGAGAGAGAGAUGGGAAACAGCUUAAGGUGUUGUAUAGCUUGUGUUCUUCCAUGUGGAGCACUAGACUUAAUCAGGAUCGUUCAUCUAAACGGCCACGUUCAGGAGAUCACACGGUCAAUAACCGCUGGAGAGAUCCUCCAAGCAAACCCAAACCAUGUCCUAAGCAAACCAUGUUCACAAGGAGUUGUCCGUAAAAUCUUGAUCUUGUCUCCUGAAUCCGAGCUUAAGAGAGGAAGUAUCUACUUUCUCAUCCCUGAUUCUUCCUUGCCGGAGAAGAAAAGGAGGAGAAAAGAAAGUCAUCGUCCCAAAAACAACCCUAGCGUUGACGCCCCUAAAGAUGAUGAUCAAUCUUUGAAGUUGUGUGAGAAGUACUUAGAAGAAGUUGUGUCAUCAACUAGUAAAGAACACCGUCAUCGCCGGCGGCAUAGCAGAUCGGCGUCAGUGUCCACGUGGCAGCCUCACCUUGACAGCAUCUCUGAGGAUCUUAAUUAAUUCCUCUUCACUUUAUAUAUCUAUUUUCUCAUCUUCUAGCUAAUGGUGUUUUUUUGUCCGGAAGCCGG
This is a messenger RNA of Eruca vesicaria subsp. sativa (arugula), 573 nucleotides long. Lineage: Eukaryota; Viridiplantae; Streptophyta; Magnoliopsida; Brassicales; Brassicaceae. The record is from the annotation of a GenBank genome assembly.